Phragmites australis (common reed) is the source of this 1614-nucleotide messenger RNA. RefSeq lists its product as uncharacterized. NCBI's taxonomy places the organism in Eukaryota, Viridiplantae, Streptophyta, Magnoliopsida, Poales, Poaceae. The transcript is spliced from 2 exons. The record is from RefSeq and is a predicted model, not a curated record. Bases 168 to 1445 code for a protein of 425 amino acids.
GAUUCCAGAUACUCAUCUCAGAUCCCAGGGCCGUUUGACCUCCGUUUCCAUUUUGCCAAUAUAAACACCGUGCGCUUCCUCUCUCCCUCCCCGUCGAUUUCUCACGCACCACCAGCAGCCCCAAGAAACCACCGGGAAGGUCUCGUCGACGCCGCGGCGGAGGCACCAUGCCGAGCGACAACCCGGAGCUGCUAGCGCCGCUCGAGCUCCAGGCCGCCGCCGCCCCGCCUCCGGCGGCGGCCAAGAGCAGCGGCAAGAUGCAGAAGCUGCUCCGGUCGGCGUUCAAGCGCGGCGACUCGCCCUCGGCGGGCAGCGGGGAGGAGGCGGACCAGCUGAGCCGGUCGGGGUCCGAGUCGUCGUCCUCGGCGAGCAGCAGCCGCCCGCCGUCGGGGAGGCGGGCCAGGCGGCGCGGCGGGGACGGCUCCGUCGACGGCGACCGGUCCAGCCGCGAGAGCUUCGACCUCGACGGUUCCAAGAACGUCAAGUUGCUGUCUGCGCUGCGCGACGCGAAGAUCGGGCACGCAUUCGAGCCGUUCCCAUGGGAGAAGAAGAUGAGGGAGCUGCUCCCAGUGCCGGAGGCGAGCUGCUUCCUCUCCCUGCUGCUGCUGCCCAAGGCGAUGGACGGGUCCACCACGCGGUACAACUCUCUGGACGACACCCUCGCCCGCGCCGACGCCUGGCUCCUGUCGUCGCGGGCCUCCGGUGUGCCCAUCGUGUUCAUGAACGUGCAAGCGGAGGCUCUGCUGACCAAGAUCUCCGGCGAGAUGGCGCUUUCGACGGUGAACAUGGGGUCGCUGUCUGAUCUGGCGGGCAUGGCGAACGCGAGCCUGUACGGGUUCGAGGACUACCAUGGCGUGGACAUCGGCGUGGUGCGCGCGGUGCGGCUGUGGUACACGCCGGCGGCCGGCGAGGCGGCGCUGGAGCUGCGUCUGCGGCCCGGGGACACGCGGCUGGGCUUCGCCAUCAGCCGCACGGAGGAAGGGUUCAUCUACGUGUCGUCGGUGGCGGAGGAAGGCACGCCCGGGGUGGCGUCAGCGCGGACGGGUCUCCUGGAGCUGUACCGCGCGGCGCGUGGGUCGUCGAAGCUGCUCGUGGUGUCGCGCGUCGGCGGCGAGAAGGUGCUCCCCUGGAUGGUGUCCACCACCGGCGACGUCAAAUGCUUCGACACCGUGUCGCUGAGCCAGAAGCUGUCGCUGCACCGCCACGCGCUGCGCCCCAUCACGCUGCACUUCCUCAUGUGGGACCGCAAACUCGCCGCCGCGCUCCCCAGGGACGGCGACAUCGAGAAGCCGCCGCCGGUGCUCUUGCUGCCGUCACCUCUUAUGAGCUCAGAGAAGGCCGACGAAAUCGACAGCGGCGGCGAGGGACCAGGGCACAGCAGCAAGGACUCGAGGGACUCCUCCUUCAGAUUCCAAAACAUCGGCCUACCAGAUAGCUGGUUGUGAAUUAACGUGUGGCUUAUGUGCAUGCAUGGUGUAUAAUGCUGCAUAUUUUCGUCCCCCCCCCCUCCCCCUUUUUUUGCCUCUUUAUUUUCCUUAGAUGGGAACCGUCGUCCCUGCUGGUAAUUAAGAGUACGCAUCAUAACAAGGAACGUGUGUUGUUAGUUUCUUCUCU